Molecule: messenger RNA, 450 nt
Organism: Symbiodinium pilosum
Lineage: Eukaryota; Dinophyceae; Suessiales; Symbiodiniaceae
Source: the annotation of a GenBank genome assembly
AUGGAUGCUGCAAACGAGACAAUAGCUGGAAGCGCUGCAGGGCUGCUAAGCGCUGUGGAAGAUGUUCUUCGGACACAGCUUUCAGGGGAACAUCGAUACACCCAAAACUUUUGGGAGGAUGUCCAGGCUUUUGCGCAUGCCAUUGAUUGGCGGAAGGACACCUGGAUAUGGGCGCUGUUUGUCGUGGAGUUCGUAGACUUGCUGUGCAUUGUGGCCAGCCGGAGGUCUUGGGAGAAGCUCUCCGUGAUCUUCAUGGCGAACACUUGCUGCCUGGCAGCUGCAGAGUCUUUAAACAGAUUGGCUGGCCAGCACUGGGCAUUCUUUUCCAGCCAAGACUACUUUGACUCUGCCGGGGUCUUUGCGUCCAUCAUGCUGGGCCUUCCUCUCUUGUUAUGUCAGUUCAUCAUCGUGGGAUUUUUGCUCAGAGAGGCUGGUUCCAUGGUCAUCAAG